Molecule: messenger RNA, 225 nt
Organism: Suillus paluster
Lineage: Eukaryota; Fungi; Basidiomycota; Agaricomycetes; Boletales; Suillaceae
Exons: 2
Coding region: 1-225 (74 amino acids)
Source: RefSeq, a predicted model, not a curated record
AUGCUCGCCAGUUUGGCACAUAUCAUUGAGAAGCUGAAUGAAUCUGGUGGGUCUGAUAGGCUUAGCUUCAUUGAACAGCUUGAGAACGCAUUCUACACACCUGCCAAGAUUGAUCUGUGGUAUGACUUUGACCUGCAACUUAGUGUCCCACCUGUGCUUCCUGGAAUGGAUAGCUUUGCCACAACGAAUGAUGGGGACGAAGACUUCCAGGGUUAUCUACCUUAA